Messenger RNA from Python bivittatus (Burmese python), 746 nucleotides. The record is from RefSeq and is a predicted model, not a curated record. NCBI's taxonomy places the organism in Eukaryota, Metazoa, Chordata, Lepidosauria, Squamata, Pythonidae.
ACUGUGUUGUUGUUUCUUUUUUCAAAGCGUCGUCUUGGAGAUGCUGCCAAAAAAGCUGUUGGUAAACUAACAGCAAGAACUGUAAAGAAAGGCGAUAAGGAAACAGAUCCAGACUUUGAUCACUGCGCUGUCUGCAUUGAAAGCUAUAAGCAAAAUGAUGUUGUACGCAUUUUACCAUGCAAGCAUGUUUUUCAUAAAACCUGUGUAGAUCCAUGGCUGAGUGAGCACUGUACCUGUCCUAUGUGUAAACUGAACAUUUUGAAGGCCUUGGGAAUUGUGACAAAUGUACCGUGUGCUGACAAUAUGGCCUUUGACAUGGAAAGACUAACCAGAGGCCAGCUAGGUAACAGGAGAUCAGUACUUGGUGACCUUAGUAGUGACAGCUCACUCACUCUUGAGCCCUUACGUACUUCUGGAAUAUCACAAUUUCCCCAGGAUGGAGAGCUGACUCCAAGGACAGGCGAGAUCAACAUUGCUGUAACUAAAGAAUGGUUUAUUAUUGCCAGCUUUGGCCUCCUAAGUGCCCUGACACUCUGCUACAUGAUCAUCAAAGCCACUGCAAGCUUAAAUGCUAACGAAGCUGAAUGGUAUUGAAGAUACAAUCGAGCCAGCUGCUGCAAGGAGAAAGCGCUUAUUUUUAUGUAUCAUUUUUUGAUAAUGUAACAAGAAUCUGUUGGCACAUUUUGUUUUCUUAAUUUACUAAUGGUAAAGCUUUGUAUUAAGAAAAGGAUCAAUAAAUUUUUUGA